This is a messenger RNA of Trichomycterus rosablanca, 2391 nucleotides long. RefSeq names its product glycerol-3-phosphate dehydrogenase 1c (gene gpd1c). NCBI's taxonomy places the organism in Eukaryota, Metazoa, Chordata, Actinopteri, Siluriformes, Trichomycteridae. Gene Ontology annotation, biological process: carbohydrate metabolic process; glycerol-3-phosphate catabolic process. The transcript is spliced from 8 exons. Gene Ontology annotation, molecular function: glycerol-3-phosphate dehydrogenase [NAD(P)+] activity; NAD binding; protein homodimerization activity. Bases 54 to 1103 code for a protein of 349 amino acids. Gene Ontology annotation, cellular component: glycerol-3-phosphate dehydrogenase (FAD) complex; cytosol. The record is from RefSeq and is a predicted model, not a curated record.
UCAGCAGCAGCAGCAGCAGCAGCAGCACUAGACGCUCAGACUAAACAAUCAGAAUGCCAGGAAAGAAAGUGUGUAUCGUCGGCUCGGGAAACUGGGGCUCGGCAAUCGCCCGCAUCAUUGGUUCGAACGUCAAGGCGUCCAAUCGCUUUGAUCCGAUGGUGAACAUGUGGGUGUACGAGGAGUUUAUCAACGACAGGAAGCUCACUGAGAUCAUCAACACUGAACACGAGAACGUUAAAUACCUACCAGGACACAAACUGCCCAAGAACGUGAUCGCUGUUCCGGAUAUAACGGAGGCGGCGGCCGGAGCCGACCUGCUCAUUUUCGUCGUCCCUCAUCAGUUCAUUAGGAAACUCUGUGACCAGAUAAAGCCACACAUCAAACCAGGAGCCAUCGGGAUCUCCCUCAUCAAGGGCAUCGAUGAAGGUCCUGCAGGUUUGACUCUGAUCUCUGACAUCAUCCGAGAGAGGCUGGAGAUCGACAUUAGCGUGCUAAUGGGAGCCAACAUCGCCAGCGAGGUGGCCGACGAGAAGUUCUGUGAGACUACCAUUGGAGCCACCAAUGCUAAGAAUGGUCAGGUGUUUAAGGAGCUGAUGCAGACCCCGAACUUUCGUAUCACUGUGGUUCCUGAGAGCAACACCGUGGAGCUGUGUGGAGCUCUGAAGAACAUCGUGGCGGUAGGUGCUGGAUUCUGUGACGGUCUGGGCUUCGGUGAUAACACCAAAGCCGCCGUGAUCCGUCUGGGUCUGAUGGAGAUGGUGUCCUUCGCUAAGAUUUUCUGCACCACCACCGUCACCUCUGCAACCUUUCUGGAGAGCUGCGGUGUCGCCGACCUCAUCACUACCUGCUACGGAGGGCGUAACCGCCGCGUCGCCGAGGCCUUCGUGACUUCCGGCAAGACGAUCGCAGAGCUGGAAGCUGAGAUGCUGAACGGCCAGAAGCUUCAGGGACCUCAAACCUCAGCUGAGGUUUAUAAGAUCCUGAAGAAGAAGAACAUGGCAGAGAAGUUCCCCCUGUUCGUCUCCGUCUAUCAGAUCUGCUUCGAGGGGAAAGACGUUAAGGAGUUCAUCACCUGUCUCCAGAAACAUCCGGAACACAUGUAGGUAGGCAUGACGUAUAAAGCACAACCAGGAACCAUCAGGAUGUGGAGUGAAGAUGGGACCAAUCAGAACCAUGAACACCAGCAACGCUCAAGCAAUAAAGCCAUCAUGACCCAUGCAGGGUCCAAAAUGAUCAGUCCACCAAAAACCAUCAGAAAUCUCAUGCCAACUAUCCAGAGUCUGGAUCAUCUGAACCCACCCCAAAACAUCUAAACUCCUUCUCAACACACAUCCAUCUAGAACAUUUCAGAACAUAUAUGACUGAAACCACCAAGAUCAUGUGACCCACCACUAAAUUCGGUUCUCCAGUUUUCUACCUUUCGCAUCGAUGUACCCUUUAGUUCCAUACACGACCUUUAUAUGACCUUAUAUGCAGAACCAUACACCGAUCAGGCAUAACAUUAAAACCACCUCCUUGUUUCUACACUCACUGUCCAUUUUGUAGUUCUACAAUUACUGACUGUAGUCCAUCUGUUUCUCUACAUACUUCUGUUCUUCAAUGGUCAGGACCCCCACAGGACCACCUCAGAGCAGGUAUUAUUUAGGCGGUGGAUCAUUCUCAGCACUGCAGUGACACUGACAUGGUGCUGGUGUUUUUAUUUAAUUACAUUUUUUUAGUUUUAAUUUAAUUUAAUUGCACUUUUUAUAUUUUAAUUUAUUUUUGUUUUAUUUUAUUUUUGUUUAUUUUUGUUUUAAUUCAAUUUAAUUAAAUUUUUUUAUUUCAGUUUAUUUUUAAUUUAAUUAAAUUAAAUUAAAAUCUUAUUUUAUUUGUUUUUAUUUAAUUUAAUUACAUUUAUUUUAAUUUAGUUUUCAUUUAAUUUAACUUUAUUUAGUUUAAUUUAAUGUCCUGACCAUUGAAGAACAGGGUAAAAGCAGACUAAAAAAGUAUGUAGAGAAACAGACGGACUACAGUCAGUAAUUGUAGAACUACAAAGUGCUUCAAUAUGGUAAGUGGAGCUGAUAAAAUAAACACUGAAUCUGCUGCUGAGCUGCACGACGCACAACGUUACGUAUUCAGUAGGGGUUGGGUUCUACUAAAGCACUACGAACCCUCACGAUCAGCAUGAUAGCUUUACUUACUGCUUCAUACCAUUGUUGUAAAGUUUACGUCUCAUCUUUCCUUUGUGCACUUGUCAGCGGCCCCUAGUGGUCAAAAAAUACCCUCAAUCAAGACUUGUGAUUCUACUUUAUUAGAACUACAUAAAAUAAUACAGGUUUUUAAUAACGCACAAUUUUUUUAACCUUUAUAAUCAAGAGUGAACGAUUAUCUUUAAUAAAAGCAAAUAAUAGA